Molecule: messenger RNA, 279 nt
Organism: Molossus molossus (Pallas's mastiff bat)
Lineage: Eukaryota; Metazoa; Chordata; Mammalia; Chiroptera; Molossidae
Gene: DEFB128
Product: defensin beta 128
Exons: 2
Coding region: 1-279 (92 amino acids)
Biological process (GO): innate immune response
Cellular component (GO): extracellular region
Source: RefSeq, a predicted model, not a curated record
AUGAAGCUGUUUGUGGUUCUUAUUAUUCUGCUGUUUGAGGUGCCCACAGAGGCCGCACGCAUCCAAAAAUGCUUUCGUAAUAUAGGAGGCAACUGCAGGAAGAAGUGCGAAGUGGGAGAAAUCAAUGAUGGGUUAUGUGUAAAUAAGAAAGCAUGUUGUAUCAAUGAAGCCCACAACAAAAAGUACGAGGAAGAACAAGAGUUACUUCUCUCUUCAUUGCAGUCUGAUAAGAAGCUGGACUAUGCCAUUUUACCCACAAUCACACUUGUCACAGUCUAA